This is a messenger RNA of Rhipicephalus microplus (southern cattle tick), 3176 nucleotides long. It is a transcript of the gene ohgt, whose product is annotated as E3 ubiquitin ligase component cereblon. Lineage: Eukaryota; Metazoa; Arthropoda; Arachnida; Ixodida; Ixodidae. The record is from RefSeq and is a predicted model, not a curated record.
AAUAUGGCGCCGUUCGUUUUCUGAGUAUGCUGUGAAAGACUGCGCACAAGCGUCAUAGCGAGCUAAAACAAAAAGUUUCUGGUGUGGCAGCGUGGCGAACCGAUGGCCGAUGACAUAAUACACCUUGUUCCAAGGGCUGAAGACGCUGACGAGGAGGAGGACUCUGCGUCGGCCUCCGACAUGGACGUCUCCUAUGACACCUCGCUGCCAGCACAGCACACUUACCUCGGUAACGAUAUGGAAGACCUCACAGGCAGGACUGUCUUCGAAGAAGACAGCCUGCAAACGAUACCGGUACUAACAUCUCACGACGUGACACUGGUGCCAGGCCAGGUGUUGCCGCUUCAGAUAUUUCGCCCCCUGGAGAUAGCCAUGAUGCACAGGAUCAUAGAAAACGACCGCACGUUUGGUAUCGUUGGCGAAAACUCGAUGGCGUCUUCACUGCAGGCGCACGGCACUACUGCCGAAAUACGGUCCUACAAAGUGGAAAUGGACGAGCUGUCAGGCGUAACGACACUUGUAGUGAAAGCCGAAGGGCGGCAGAGGUUCCGCAUUGUGAGCUCUUGGACCAGAAUGGACGGCAUUCUCAUGGCUAGCAUUAAAAUACUUCCCGACAAGCCUACCGCAGACGUCGGGGAAGCCGCUCGACUCCCAAGCCUAUCGAGACUUAAGGGCCGCUCAACGUUUCGGUACUCUCCGAGCGACCGCCACAAGGACCCCUACGGCUUUGCCCACAUGACGGCCUGGCCAUCUUGGGUGUACCGACAGUACGACGCCAACCUACUGGUUUCAAAAAUAGAGACGGAACUGCGCGAGUGGACUGAUAAUUUUGCCACUUUGAGCCUGCCGCGCGACCCGUGUCGCUUUUCUUACUGGGUUGCGAGCAAUCUUCUGCUGGACGACAAGCUGCGCCUGGAAAUGUUGUCCUACGACAACCCUGUACAGCGGCUGCGGUGUGAAUUGGCCAUUCUUCGCGACUGCCGAGUGCUGACGUGCAAGGAGUGCAACCAAAAGAUGGCCGACAGGAGCGAUGUGUUCAGCAUGUCUCAGAGCGGACCGCAGGGUGCCUACGUGAAUCCUCAUGGAUACGUACACGAAAUGAUAACUGUGCGCAAAGCCACUGGCAUAUACCUCUUUGGUCGACCGAGCACCCUGUACAGCUGGUUCCCCGGUUACGCAUGGACAAUCCUGCAGUGCGCUGGUUGCCACUGCCAUGUUGGAUGGAAGUUCACUGCCUCCAACAAGGAACUCUUACCAAAGAAAUUUUGGGGCUUGUGCAGAGCUGCAAUAAGGCCGGCAUUGCAGACUGAAAGGCGUUCAUCUUAGGAAGUAUGCGGAUGCAUUGUGGGAACUUUGACAUAAGCAAGCCUAGUCAUGCGCUGAAGUUGCCUUCGAGAGCCCGAACAUGUCACCCUUUCCAUUGGAGGAGCAAAAUCUGGACAACCGAGUUCUCACCCUAUGACACAAGCAGAAAAAUAUUUCAGGUUAACUUUCAUGUGUCUCCUCCAUGUUGCAUCUGCGUACCACCUGACUGAUGGGAGUUGACAUUUGUCGGGCUAUGUAAGGUUCUGUGAUGUAGUUUGACGCAAUAGCUCAGUGCUUGUAUCCCAAGGUGACCAAUACUGCUGCAUUCGGCGUUUGCUUUAAUUUGAAUGGCCUGUUUGUCAGCCUAAUUAUUUUUUUUCUCCUCAUGCAGCAAAACUCCGAUAUACCCACUACUGAACAAAAUGUGCCAUUUUUGAGUGGAAUGUAUUGAAACUAGAACCAUGUGACUAUUUUUAAGGAAUAAAUAAACCAAAUAAUAAAUAAAGUUUUCCUAUUAUAUAUUUGGCUAUGGAUGUGGCAUUGGUGCUUGAAAGUGUUCUAAGUUAUGUUUAAUUUAUUGGUAGCACAUUUUGUGUGUGUUUUGACAUCGACAUUUGUGUGUGGCCCUCAUUUUAUUGCGUCAUUCAGCCAGCAAUUACAUAAUGCUGGCUGUGAAAAACAUGCGUAGUUUUUUCCCGUGGAAGCAAACCUUUGAUCGAUUUGGAAAUGCAGUAUGUGUCAUAGACAGCAUUUGCAAGGUGCUCCUUUCAUUAAAAUUAUCAUGUGCAGUGUUCCAUGUGCUACACUUCAGAAUUUGGAGUAAUGUGCAGAAGCUUACUAGGAAUUGGCAGGCGUCAUGACAUACCUCUACUCAAUGCAAUAGCGUUUACUGUAAAUCGUUCUCAUACUUGUAGUCUUGUGCAUACAGCUUUCCAUACUUUUUCUUACUUGCAUAGCCUAUAGUGCAUAGACAUAAUUGUGAAAACAGCUACAUUUCAGUAGGCAGGGUGUGACAUCAGUGCCGGAGGCUUGUCGAGCCGGGCAUGGCUUAACGCGUUUGCAACAACUAACAUGGUGUCCUCAUAGCAGUUUAUUGCCAAUUUACAUGCAUGUGAGCAACAUUUCUGUUAUGGAAAUCUGUGGAUUUAAGAUAAGUUUUGUCUGAAUUGAUGUGCCCAGUAAACUGUUCACUUCAGAAUAUCGAAGUGUUACAGCUGUCAUGUUACCAUCUGAUAUGUGAAUACCUGCUAUGAAGAAAAUUAUGCAUAGGCCAUCUACAAGUUACUUGUUUAUGGUCUGUACAUGCCUGCAGAUCUCCCUUUCUUUCUUAUUUUUUUUUUUCAAGACUGGAACCACAAUUCGUUUCCAUUCAUUUUUUAGCUGGAAAAUCGGCUGCUGACCCGCAGGGCGCGGGUUCGAAUCCCGGCUGCGGCGGCUGCAUUUCCGAUGGAGGCGGAAAUGUUGUAGGCCCGUGUGCUCAGAUUUGGGUGCACGUUAAAGAACCCCAGGUGGUCUAAAUUUCUGGAGCCCUCCACUACGGCGUCUCUCAUAAUCAUAUAGUGGUUUUGGGACGUUAAACCCCACAUAUCAAUCAAUCAUUUUACCUGGAAAAGCGAAAUGUGUUCUGUAACAUGAGUAUGUACCAGUCUGCCUCAUUGUGAAAGGUUUCCUGUAUUGGCCUCCUCUUAGAGUGUACUCCAUGUCAUAUUUUUUGACGACAUUAAACUAUGACCCGUUUUGGUGAAAUUUGCCUACAGCCUCACCGAAAUGAGGCCACAUGUGGAAAACUUCUAUAUAUUUUUAUAACUAAAAUCACAGUGCCUUUUGUUCUUAUUGGAGUGCAUGAAAUUAAAACAUUGCAAUGUUGUGCU